UCACUGACAGCUAAGAACGUAGUAAUUCUGAAUCAAUACAUCGUGUGAAUCAAGAAAACGCUACAAUUAAUACGCAAUUCAUUAAAUAUUUGCUAUAAAAACCCACAUUCAAUGGCUACAAGUAAUGCAAAAGGCCUCAAAGCAUCAGCAUUUGGUGCUAGCUCGUCGGGAGGUGGCAACAGAACUGGCGGGAAGACCGGCCCGGUUUCGACGGCGUCCCAACCUGACACUGACGCUACUAGCAGUGCCAUUAAUAUACCGUUUAUAAAAACAAAAGACAACAGCAAACAAUUACCAACAUACCACGCAGCGCUACAACGGUCUACUGAUGAUCAUUUAGCCGCUGAAGAUUUGGAUAAUAUACAAUUGGAGCUUGAAACACUGCUGUCUAGUGUGGCGCUACGUUAUCGUGUCUUAAAGUCUGAAUACGAGAGUUUAGACAAAGAUGAGCGACGGAAUGAACGACGCACUAAACAUGGCGCCAGUGGGGAAACACCCACAACUAAUGUGGGUACUUCGUCUAGCGGUAAACGUAAGCGUGAGGAAACGUCAAGCGUACGAAAGCCCAAACAUACACCCGCCUCGUCGUUAAAACACACAAAACAUGCUAAAAACAGUCCGGUUGCACCGAAUACGGAUGACAGCAUGGAUUAUGUGCCACCCUCUGGUUCACAUGGUCAUGGGCAGAAUCGUGAUCAUCAUCUGCAAAAGGUUACAUUGCCUAAAAAUGAUACACCAAACAAAUUUUGGCUUUCCGUCGAACCAUAUUGUAUGCCAUUAACAAACGAGGAUCUACGUUUGCUCGAUGAUCUCUUAGAUCAAUAUUCCGGACCAUUGGUGCCGCCUAUACCAGAGCUAGGUCCACAUUACUCCACCAUUUGGGCAACGGAAGAUAUGAAAGAAGUGCAACAAGCUUCAAAUCCUAAUGCAAAUUCAAAUCGCUUGAAACCACAAAAUACUGCUGCAACCAGUAUGAUUAAGAAGGCUGAAUCCAUGAUGGACGAAUGUGUCACCGGACCCUUGACACAACGUUUAGUGUCUGCGCUACUGGAGGAGCAACUGAUACAAAACCCCAGCGAACUGGCGGCAGCUGCAGUGGCGGAUAGCAGCAAUAGUAGUAGCGAAAAUACGCACUCUUCGGCACAAAUGAAUUUUCGUUCUCUAUCAUUGCUACGUAAUUGUAUCGAUAUUGAGAAACGUGUGAAAAGAGAACUCAUAGAACAAGGUAUACUGGAUUUAAAUGAUUUCCCAAACAAUGACGAAGACGAAAUACAUGCUGAAAUAAAACGUUUAAUUUCGGAACUAUCAGCGAUUGCUGAGUACAAUGGUGCUGCGCUGAAACGACUUCAUGAGUCUGCCGCUGAAGAAAUCAAACGUCUAGAAAUUAAACGAAAACUCGACACAGUCGACCAGGAAAUACUUGAAGCGUACAAACGUACCAUGCAGAGUAAAGCUAAGCGCAAGCCGCUUAGUGCCGAAGAUCAGCAGGAGAUAUAUCGUUUGACUUCGGAACAAAAAACACUUUCUGAUCAACUAGAGCGUAUACAGGCAAAUUGUUUUCUCUACGAAUAGUUUUUGGCCACCACUGGUGGAGGGCAAGCACAAUCAGAUACGCGCGUUAUUAGUGCAGCACCUGAACGCUCAAUACUAGUGGCGCUUCUAAAUGAAAAAUAAUAUUAAUUUUCACAAUACCAUAAGACCUCUAAUUUAUUUUCUUUUUCUCAACUAUAAAAUGCAAAUUCAAACUUACUGCUGGAAAAUGCGAAACCGCACCUCUGCACUAUACCACAAAUAAAAACGUUAUAACCGGAUAAUAUGCUGAAAAACUGAAAAUUUAGAA
Anastrepha obliqua is the source of this 1840-nucleotide messenger RNA. RefSeq names its product transcriptional adapter 3 (gene Ada3). The transcript has a single exon. Gene Ontology annotation, biological process: regulation of transcription by RNA polymerase II. Lineage: Eukaryota; Metazoa; Arthropoda; Insecta; Diptera; Tephritidae. Gene Ontology annotation, molecular function: transcription coactivator activity. Bases 112 to 1572 code for a protein of 486 amino acids. The record is from RefSeq and is a predicted model, not a curated record. Gene Ontology annotation, cellular component: SAGA complex.